AUUGUAUGUAAACAAACUUACCAGGGCGUUGCAAUCGUACAACAAAAUAGUCGCUAUACAUUUCAUUUGCAUUUACAAAAGUAUUUCAAACAUAUUCAUAUACAAACAGUGCCUCAAGACGAUCGAAAAUUCGUUCCAUCUCUUGGCAAGAUGUUACCAAACAUCUUUUGUCGUGUUUGUGCCACUACUGACACUGCGCUCGAUUUGUUGGACAUUUUUGAGAAAGAAGAUGCAUCAGAGUGCGUUGCGGAUAUGCUGCUAGAAGUGGCAGAAGUCAAGGUGACGGUUGAUGAUGGGUUCCCCCAAAGCUGCUGCAAACAAUGUCACACCGAUCUCGUUCGAGCUGUGACCGUGAGACGGAAAUGUAUUGAAUCAGAGAAAUUGUUCCAUGCUACGGUUGAAUCUUGCUAUAAUGUAAUUGACGAGCCGUACGAUGAUCAAUCGGAUAGCUUGUCCAUCGCAUCGCCAAAGCACGAGCAUAUUACUCUCGAAGAGAAUUUCACGUACCGCUGCUGCGAAUGCUCUAUAGAUUUCGGCGAUUCCGAAGCCCUUAAAAUACACUACGAAUCAAAGCAUGCCAAAGUAAUUCACGGUUGGGAGAGCUUUGGACUCAGUGAAAUCUCUCUGUUCGACACCACUGACGAAGAAGUAGAGGAAGAUGCAGGCGCUUAUCCACAGGCGCCCGAGCCGUUACAGACAAACAAGUUGCUGGAGCUGUACCGAUGCUGCGGAUGCAUGCUGAUAUUCGAUACUGACGCAGACCUUCAACAGCAUUCGGAAACCGUACAUGCCUCCAACGCUUUGCAAGUGGACGGUGACAACGCGUGGCAAUGCAAUGUAUGCUAUAAAUUGUUUACAUGUGCAGCUGCCCUAGAAAAUCAUCAAAAUACUGUAUAUUUUCUGCGAUACCAAUGUUACACAUGUGGGCUGCUUUUCGGAACGCAAGCUCAUUUGUCGCGGCACGAAUUUAAGCAUAUGCGUGGCAAGUUCACCUGCGAACCUUGUGAGAAGAUUUUCUCCAACCCCCAAUCGAUGAGGAGACACAUGCAACGGUUUCAUGACAAACCGUGCACAUUGCGAACGCAGGAAAAGCACAUUUGCAGCGAGUGCGGCAAAGCUGUGCAUUCCGCUGCGUAUCUUGUAUCCCACAUGAGGCUACACUCGAAGGAGCUACCGUUUACCUGCACCUUAUGUGGAGCCCGGUUCAAGCUGGUCCGCUACUUGAAAUGGCACAUGGCAAUGCACAAGGGACUGUACAAGUGCAAGCAAUGCGAUUCGUCGUACAAGAGUCCAUCCGAACUGCAGGAGCAUAUGAAUCGUCAUACCGGUACAAGGGCAUUUUGCUGCUUUUUGUGUGGAAAUGGAUUUCACAACAAAAAGAAUCUUAACAAACACUUGCGUAUGGUCCAUUCUCAUUACGUAAGUAAAAAGAAAGUGACGGUCGAUGAUGGAUUUCCCCAACAGUGCUGUAUGCAAUGCCAUGCAGAUCUCGUUCAAGCUGUAUCAGUGAGACGUAAAUGCAUUGAGACGGAGCAGCUUUUUCGAAUCAAGAUUGAACCAAAUGCUUGUCACGCGGAUGAUGCAUAUGAUGACACUCAGGCCGAUAAUGCUUCAAUUGCCCCUUCUGAUGAUGGGGAUGAUUCUAGCGAUAAAAAUCCAUUCUAUCAUUGCUGUGAGUGUGCGACGGACUUCUCCGAUUCCGAUACACUGCGGGAACAUUACGAGUCAAAGCAUGCCAAUACGAUCUAUGGUUGGCAGAGCUUUGGUAUCAGUGAAAUCUCCCUAUUCGAUAGCACUGACGAUGAACAUGAGGCCAAAGGUGAAAUCUUGUAUCGUCCCUUGAACGUUCCACCACAAAACAAUCCGCCAUAUAAAUGCUGUGGGUGUAAAGCUGUGUUCGUAACCGUGGAUCAGUUGCAUCAACAUUCGACAGUACAUGCGCGUAAUGCAGAAGAAUUCGACGAAGAUAAACCACAUCAAUGCGACAUAAGUUUAUUUAAACAGCUCUCAUCCCAUUUCACCAUGUAUCUAAACUAUCUAUGCCGCGUUUGUGCGUGCACCGAAACUACAAGUGUGUUGGUGAACAUCUUUGAGAAACAUGGAGCACAGGACAGCGUUGCCGAUAUUCUUUUCGAACUAGCGGAUAUUAAGGUGACGGUCGACGAUGGAUUUCCCCAACAGUGCUGUUUGCGAUGCCAUACAGAGGUCGUUCAGGCUGUAUCAUUGCGUCGUAAAUGCUUGGAAUCAGAGAAACUUUUUCGAAUCAAGAAUGAACCUGAUUCUUGCCCUUUCAGUUUUACCGAUGAUCCAUUCGAUAAUCAAUCCGAUAACUUGUCCAUUGAUUCUUCAAAUCUCGUUUCGGAAAAGCAUCCGAUGUACCAUUGCAGAGAGUGUUCCUUAGAUUUCUUUGAUUCAGAUGCACUGCAGAAACACUACGAAGCAAUGCAUGCUAAUGUGACCUAUAGUUCAACAGGAUCAAUGCUGUCAGGUAGCCAAUACGAAAACUUGUCCAAUUCGAAUAACCAAAUCUACCAAUGCCGUGAGUGUUCGUUGGAGUUACUGGAUGCAGAUGCACUGCAGGAACACUACGACUCAAAGCAUGCUAAUGUGAUCUAUGGAUGGGAGACGAUUGGCUUAAGUGAAAUCUCUCCAUUCGAUAGCACUGACGAUGAACCAGAGCCGAAAGACGACAUCUUAAAUUGUCCAUCGGAUGUGCAAAACAAAGCCAAUCAAAACAAUCCUACACUUGAAUGUUGCGCCUGUAAAGCACGAUUCAGAACUGAGACUGAUCUGUUUUACCAUGCUAAACAGGUACACGCCCCUAAUGCCAUCGAAAUCAACGAACCAACCCCAAAUCGGUGCAACGUAUGUUAUCAAACAUUUACCACCGCAUGUUUGUUAAAGGAGCAUCAAAAGGCUAGAAGCAUCUUAAACUAUAUGUGCGUAACUUGUGGCAUGAUGUUCACCAGACAACACAAAUGUCUUGCGCAUGAAAGUACGCAUAUAGACCAUAAACUUAAGUGCGAUGUUUGCGGGAAGCUAUUCGCCAAUAUGAAGUACUAUGAGAUACACAAGAAUAAGAUGCACGGCGAUCAGGCCGCACGAAAGCGAUACAUAUGUAGUAUAUGUGGUGCAAAGGUGGUUUCGACUUCAUACCUUAAAGUUCACAUGAAGCUACACUCUGAAGAUCAUCCAUAUUCCUGUGACUUGUGUGGGGCCCGGUUCAAAAUAGUGGCCUAUCUGAACUGGCACAUGACUAGACAUAAAGGUAUCUACACGUGCCAGCAGUGCGGCCUAACUUGCAAAGGGCCCUCUGAGCUGAACGAACAUAUGAACAGCCAUGGUGAAGCCAGGAAGUACAGUUGCAGUAUAUGCCCAUCAGCGUUUCGGUUGAAACAAGCCCUUGAGAAACAUUUGAGAAAUGUGCAUAAACGAAAGCGAAAGUAGUUUUCUUUCUGUCUGUUGGGAAGAAGAAUAUAAAGGCAAAUUUUACUAGCUACACACUGUAUAUGCAGCACACCUACUCCAUACAGUACUAACAAUUGGCAAGUAAUUGAAUAAACUACAAUACAGUUAGCAAAAAUCAA
Anopheles coluzzii is the source of this 3587-nucleotide messenger RNA. Its product is annotated as zinc finger protein 208-like. NCBI's taxonomy places the organism in Eukaryota, Metazoa, Arthropoda, Insecta, Diptera, Culicidae. The coding region runs from base 151 to 3447 and encodes 1098 amino acids. Gene Ontology annotation, biological process: regulation of transcription by RNA polymerase II. The transcript is spliced from 8 exons. The record is from RefSeq and is a predicted model, not a curated record. Gene Ontology annotation, cellular component: nucleus. Gene Ontology annotation, molecular function: RNA polymerase II transcription regulatory region sequence-specific DNA binding; DNA-binding transcription factor activity, RNA polymerase II-specific; zinc ion binding.